This is a messenger RNA of Amoebophrya sp. A120, 480 nucleotides long. Lineage: Eukaryota; Dinophyceae; Syndiniales; Amoebophryaceae. The record is from the annotation of a GenBank genome assembly.
GUCCGGGUGAGAUGCGCCCCACCCUUCGCGCGACGCGUUGCCUCGCUUGGCUUGCCCUGCCCGCCCUUCGGGCCUUGUGCUCUUCCCUUGCUUCGGGCCCCCUCUUCUUUGGCGGCCCUUUUUUCGCAGAGUUGCCCGCCUCCUAUUGGCGCUUGGGCGUGCCAGGUUGGCCCCUUUGGCGGCCCUCAUACCAGUGGGCCCGGAGGCCGCGGAGAAGACGAUCCAGCUCUUCUUCCCCCCGGUUGAAAAUGCGGAACUGGACGAGGAGGAUGGGCGGGCGGGUGGUGAAGGGAAGAAAACGGCCCACCGCGCGAGAAAUAUUUCGGACGUGGAAGCUGGCGCGCUCGGGUUGUUGGCCGGCCCCCCCGGCUCCGACCGGCCGCCCGCGCCUCUGUCUGUCUCUCUCGGCCUGUGUGCCAUCAGGCGCUUCGCGCUCGCGCGCCGCGCCGCGGGCGCGCUCUCUCACUAUGGCCGGCAUAA